Cuscuta europaea is the source of this 1464-nucleotide messenger RNA. The record is from the annotation of a GenBank genome assembly. Lineage: Eukaryota; Viridiplantae; Streptophyta; Magnoliopsida; Solanales; Convolvulaceae.
UUUUGUUUCAAAUCCAGUCUUUUAUCUCGGACCUUACUGCACCGCCCGUCCUUUUCUUCUCCACCGGCGGGAAGUGGUGUUGCAUAGCUAUCUACCUAUCACAUCUCCGGCAUGGAGGCGGUGGUCGUCGAUGCUGGUUCUAAACUCCUAAAAUCUGGCUUCGCCAUUCCCGACCAAGCUCCGUCCAUGAUUAUUCCGACUCAAAUGAAGCGCGUUCCUGAGGAUGACAGUGCCGCGGAUGCGGCGGUUGAGGAGGCUGCAGAGGAGGAAGAGGUUGACCCCAUUGUACACGGCUUUGUGAAGGAUUGGGAUGCAAUGGAAGACCUAUUGCACCAUGUUCUUUACACCGGCCUUGGCUGGGAAAUUGGAAAUGAGGGCCAAAUCUUGUUCACUGAUCCACUUUGCACUCCCAAGGCAAUUAGAGAACAAUUAGUGCAGCUGAUGUUUGAAACAUUUAACAUAUCAGGGUUUUAUGCCUCUGAGCAAGCAGUGCUGUCUCUCUAUGCUGUUGGGCGGAUAUCAGGAUGCACCGUUGACAUUGGUCAUGGAAAAAUAGAUAUUGCACCAGUAAUUGAAGGUGCUGUUCAGCACCUAGCUUCCAGAAGGUUGGAACUCGGUGGUGCAGAUCUGACGCAACUGCUGGCAGAAAAGCUUAAUAUAUCUAAUCCAAUGGUGAAACUGAAGAUUUCAGAUGUUGAGAAGAUAAAAGAACAAUAUGCAUGCUGCGCUGAGGAUGAUAUUGCUUAUGAUAAGAUGCAACAAUCUAUUCUGGAAGAGGAACACAUACUGCCUGAUGGCCAGGUUAUAAAAGUUGGGAAAGAAAGAUAUACUGUUGGGGAGGCCUUUUUCCAGCCCUCCAUAUUGGGUUUAGGAACACAUGGAAUUGUUGAGCAACUCGUCCAUAGUAUCUCAACUGUAUCUUCUGAGAAUCAUCGCCAACUGCUUGAAAACACUGUGCUUUGUGGGGGCACUGUUUCAAUGGCUGGGUUUGAAGAUCGAUUCCAGAGAGAAGCAAACUUAUGCUCAUCGGCUAUCAGCCCUUCUUUAGUAAAGCCACCAGAGUACAUGCCAGAGAAUUUGAAUAUGUACACGGCAUGGGUCGGUGGUGCCAUACUUGCAAAAGUUGUCUUCCCUCAAAACCAACACAUCACCAAGGCAGACUAUGAUGAAAGUGGACCUUCUAUUGUUCACAAAAAAUGUUUCUAGGGAUUAUAUUAUUAUAUACAUGUAGACACAUAUAUUUAAUAUCACCUAAUUUGUUUGCUUGCAUUAUUGGUAUAUUUAGGUCUUUGUAGUUUAGUUGGUUGUAUCAUUUGAAGGACAUGUAAUCUUGAUCAAUUUAGCGCGAAGACUUGUAGCAUUUCUUUUGUUGUUAUGCUUUCAAUGUUGUAGGCUUGAAGCAACACUAAUUUCAAAAUGAUAGAUUAGUGUGUAGUCUAGCUCUGAGGUGCACACGGUUUCUAU